This is a messenger RNA of Sphaeramia orbicularis (orbiculate cardinalfish), 4830 nucleotides long. It is a transcript of the gene mphosph9, whose product is annotated as M-phase phosphoprotein 9. Gene Ontology annotation, cellular component: centriole. The record is from RefSeq and is a predicted model, not a curated record. The transcript is spliced from 24 exons. The coding region runs from base 145 to 3954 and encodes 1269 amino acids. Lineage: Eukaryota; Metazoa; Chordata; Actinopteri; Kurtiformes; Apogonidae.
CGCUACAGCAGCCAGCGAUCACUGCAGUGCAGUAGCCAACCAGCAACUAGCUAGCCAACUUGUCUACUCACAGAGAAAUAUGGAUGAAAUGAUGAUACAAGUCAACGGCUGUCGGACAUACCACCUCUGCAUGGGCUCAUAAACAUGUCCACAGAUGACAGUAUCUCUGAGGAUGUGUCCAGUUCGGGGGCUUUGAGCCAUUGUCAUGUCAGUGCUGAUGGGGAUGGAGGUAAAGAGAGCGAGACCUCUUUGGUGUCCUCAGAGGGUACAUCAGCCUCGGGGCUGGCUGUUUCAGAGGACAGGCACACAACCUCCCAAACAACAGGAGGCACUGUGGAGUGCAGGCCAAUGGACAUCACACCAGCAUGCAACAAGAUCAGAAGUCUAUGUCUGAGCACAGAUGAAGCUUUUGGAGAAGCAAAGAACCUCCCGUUCAUAAACCCAAGUUCCCUCGAGACUCUUAGGGCCCUGGUGCAAGAGAUUCAGAGUAGUGGAGAGACAGACCCUGAGAUCUGGAAAGAUUGUGAGGGCCGAUGGCUUCAUCUGUUUCAACUAGUUGAAAAGCAAUACCAAGAGCAAAUACUCGCUCAGCAAGAACAAUACCAGUGCCAAAUACAGUUAAUUCAGGAUGAAAUUAAGGCCCUGGUUCAACUCCAGAACCGCCAAGCCAGUGGUCAGCCACACACAGAGUUCUCUACAACUCCCGUGACCAAAACUAUCACUGACACAAAAGACUAUAUUUUGCCCCCCCUCUCCAGUGACUGCACAGUCCCUAGAAAUGUGGCCAGUGACAGUGACAGCCUGGCAGCCCCUGCCCACACCCCUUUUAGUUCCCCUUCACCUCCGCUACACAGAUCAGACACCACCAUCCAAGGGGAGGAGCGUGCUACCACUGUACUUAGCAGUGGUUAUGGGACUCUGUCUGCCUGGGAAACAGGUCUGGUACCUGUUGGGUCUCCAGGGGAAGAUGAAGAGGGUUGUCAAGAGAAAGAGAGGCACCACUGGUCCCUGAACCUCCCAGAAGACACAGAGACAACUGUGACUGGGUGCCAGCAGGACUUUUCAGAUGAGAGGACUGUUCAAGUGGAGGACGUUAACACAUUAAUCCACCAGCAGAGAAACUCUGGCACCAACCAGCUUCUGACCUCCUGGGCCCAGAGGCACAAACUCAGGCCUAAGAGGAGCAAGACAGGACCAGCUUCAUCCCAAAUUCCUGACAACCAGGAAUCCAUGGAGUCCCACAGACAAAUCCAGCUGGAGAGCGCAGACUCCCAGGACCAGCAUCGACCAGCUGGGCCGUCAUCCAGCUCCUUUCCCUUGAAGAGGAGUGACAGCCUGAUGUCUGAGGCUUCAGGCCUGACCUACUGGCGUCUGAAUGAGAAUGAUCUGUACCGCCAGCUACCAGACAGCUUUGACAGCGGUGCUUAUCUCCUGCUACAAGAGGCUUCCAUGAGUUUUACACCGUCUCAAGAGCCACGUCUGUCUCUCAGAGAGAUUUAUCAGAACAAGCAAAAAACAGACUUUAAACGUUCAGACUGGGACGGUUCUGUUACAUCUGGUCCUUUGUCACCACAGGUGUUAACAUUAGACCCAGCAGCUAACAUGCGACAGUCGGAUCGUACCUCUGGCUUCACAUCACCAUCCCACUUCAGCAGCCCCUCUUUUGCCACACAGCCCCACCUGUACCCCCGAGUAGAGACCCCUGUGACCCCUGACAGCAUGGCUGAGUCCAGUCCUAAUCCUGGAGAUACAGACUGUAUCUCUGACACCUCCAGUGUUUCAGCUGCCGGGCCUUCCCCAUUGAAGGUGCAAGGCCAGUGGGGAAAUACUUCCCCGGCAGUCCUGUCUACCUCCCAGAAUCAGACCCAGCCGAGCUCCCACAGCAGCAGCCAGCAGCGCAGAGCCAGUGCUCCUUUGGCCAGUGAGGAGGAGGGUAGUCACACCCACACCAGCACUCUGAAACCUUGUUCAGCCUCUGGUGCAAGUCUGGGCCCUGCAGCCAGUCCACACAUGGAGAGGGCGUCUUCACUGGAGGAUCCUGUUGUCCUUUCUCUACUGAGGCAAAACUUAAGAGAGAAACACUCUAGACAUGUGGCAGAUCUGAAAGCAUAUUAUGAAUCUGAGAUCCAACUCCUACGAGACAAACUCAAGCUCAGAGAUCUACCGAAGGACUUAGAGAAGAGCAACCAGACCCUGACAGAGAGGUGCAAACAUCUGGAGAAAGCUUUGGCUGAAGCAACGGGUCGGAUUCAAGAACUUGAGGCAAACAACAGCUCUCUGGAGAAAAAACUGGCAGAAUGGUCGGAGCGAUAUGCUGUAGCAGGCGCCACUGUGAAAUCUUUGCAGCAGCGAAUAGAGGAUGGCAAACGCUCAGGCAAAGAGAAGGACGCCUUGGUAACACGUUUAAAGACUCGUGUGCGUCAGCUGGAAGAAGCAGCACAGAAAGUCUGCAAAGAAGCAGAUGAGAAGGAGGCCAGGAGGGAGAGAGAAUACAAGAUGCUGCAGGAUCUGCUUGGAGAAUAUGACUCUCUGAUGAAGGAGCACGAAGGAGUGAAGAACAACUUGGUGUCAACAGAGAGCAAACUUGUUGACGCCAGCGAUCAGAUAUCUGAACUGAAGAGAGUCAUCUCCAAGCUGGAGACUCAGGUGAAGCAGCUGGAGCAUGAGAACCAGGCCAGAGCUCGAUAUUCUUCUCACAGUAACACACAACCCUCUGGUGCUGGGCUUUUCCACCAUCCUGACCUGCUGCUGUCACCGAGCAAAAGCAAGGUAGAGUCAGAUGUCACCCGCAGGAAGUCAGCAUCUGAUCAGCUGAACGGCAGUAAAAAGUCACCUUUUCAUCAAACAAACCCACCGAGUGUCCACAGGAAAUCUCCAUAUCCAUUUAAAGAUCCCUCAUCAGGACCCGGAAGCUCUGUGGACACGUCUUCAACAGGAGGAAGCUGGAGGUGUGCAUCUCCCCCAGAGUGUGAGCAACCCCCUCCUCAGCCCAGACAGAAGGAAGGCGUCGGCCAGAGAGAAGCCGGUCGGAGAGAGGGGUCGUGUGCCCUCACACCUAUGAUGAGGGCCCUGAUAGAACUGGAAGAGACCAGAGCCACAGAGAGCCGGGCCCCCUGUAAGAACAGCUCCACCACCCACAGGUUAGGCAAUCAGAGACCCACUGUGGGCUUUGUGGAGCGGAGACACAAGGAGCCAAUUCAAGAACAGGCUAGACUUCAAGCAGACAGGGAUGUGAUUAAACCUGAAAGACUAGGACCAAAAAGCCACAUCGGAGCAGAAAGAGCUGCAGCUCUUCUGAGGGCCCAGAGGAGUCUGUCUCCAGAGGGCCACAGAUCCUCCUCACUGCCUCCGCCAGCAGAAAGAAACAUACCUGCCACUACACCCACAAAGAGAGAGACUUUAAUGAUGCCCCUGUCUGCAAAAUCCAGUCCUAAACGCUGCCCUACUGAGAACUACUCCACUGCUUUUGGUCACUUGAUGCCAAGAGAGGAACACUUGUUCAAAGGGAAUAAUGGACAAGUUGACCAGAGACGCCAUUCAUUCCACAGCAGCAGUCCCAGGAGAAGACUUCACUUUAUGUCAGCAGAAAGAGAAAAUGACCUCCAGCAGCCGGAGUCCUGUGGCAGUGCGAACCCUCCUGAGGGUAACUCUCAGCUGGGCUGGGAGGAGCAGGGAGCCAACCUGCAGGACACCUGUGAGGAUUCAGCAGCGCCUCUGGACAGACUGCAUUCACUGGCUGAGGCAGAGAAACUGUUUGACGAGCUGACGCAGGAGAAACUGCAGAUUGAGGCAGCUUUGAGCCGGAUGCCUGGUGCAGGCAGCAGAGUGAGCCUACAGGCCAGGUUAGAUGAGGUGGCCUUAGAGAACCGUCUGGAGAGGCUGAAUCGUGAGCUGGGUUCACUUCGAAUGACUCUGAAGAGAUUCCACGUCCUCCGCUCUUCUGCCAACAUAUAGCAAUGUCUGUCUUUUUACAUUACACCGUAGACGAUACAACUUAGUGUCUUGUUUUAUACACAGGACUGAUUGUCGUUGAGUCUGUUUCUGUGCCAUGAUUUCCAUCUGUACAAUAACUCUUUGCCAUGUUUUUUUUACAAGCAUUUACUUAUUACUCGGGGAUAUUUUUUAUGUGUGAAAGAUAUUGAAAUUUUUGGAGUAUAUUUUAAUAAUACACAGAUUUGUAAAGUCAUUUACUUUUUUAGUCACAGAAAUAUUGAUAUGAGAUGUUUUACUUGCCAUGUUCAGGCGUAGAUCCUGAAUCAGCUGUUAAAUAAUGAUCAGUUCUUUCCAGCAAAGACAUUCAUCCCCCCUGGUAAAUAUCACUGCCAUUUUUGCUCAUGUGUUUGUGGAAAUAUAUGUUUUUUCCAUUAGACAUCAGAUAUAAUGUAAUAGUUUGAUAUUUUUUUUACUUUUCAAAAUUUUAUGCAUUUCAAGUGUCAUUUUUAGUUUCAUAUGUUGAUUUGUUUUGGGCCAAAUGUUCAGACUUGAAGGAAGUUUUUGUUUACUUGAAUCAAAUUGCCUUUUUCCUUUGUUUACAUUCCUUAAAUACACAUCACUUUUCUUUGCUUUAAUUUUUAACUGAAGUGAUUUUUGCCGCAGGACUGGAACCUAGAGAUUAGAGUCACUUGUAAAAUCCAAACCAGCACACUCUGAGUAGACAGACACAAUUUCCACUCCUGGCUCAUUUCAUUUAUUCUUGAGCAAUGCUUGUGCAUGGAGUUUCUUGCACUGCUUCUCUUUUGCCAUGCAGCUUUCUUACGCAACAUACAUGUCACUGGAACUAUAAUGUUGUUGUUGCACAAUAAAUGAAGCCUUUUUAAGUAACAGAAAGUA